AGCAAUCGCCACAAGCAGUCGGUGCUGCGUCCCACAACUUUGUCACUGAUUCGGUUCAUGUGACAGCCCUCGGCGCGCUUAUUCUUAGCCUCACCUCCUCGUGUCGAUCCACUUGGCCUGCCUCCGAUCUGCCAACCACCACGACACUCUGCCGAACCAAGACAGCACGUCACACAGCAUUCCACGCCGCCGCCCAGAGAGCCUUGGCAGCCACGCGCAACAACACAACUCACCUCGACGAUCUCGGCCCAGCCACCGCAACACUCGAGCGUCCGCCAGCAGCCUAUGGACGUGGUCCAUCGUGCGACCUGAGUGACGAACCCUCAUGGAGACCUUUGUCGACGAAGGCACGCCUCUGAGCAAUUACCUCGAAGGCGCGGGCGAGAGAGAAGAGCCAGAAUGGCAAGAGCCGACCGAUGCCAACUCGGCGGCAUAUGACGACUCCCCGCCGUCCACGCCCCUUCGCGACUUUGCGCCUAGAGGCCUGCCGAAACUCCGCCAGCGAUUCCGAGACCGCCUACCCGCGCGGCUUCAGGUCGACGUCCCUGUGCGGACCGACCUUGGAACCAUCACUACAAACAGCGCCCCGCUGGUCGACCUGUUCCAGUUCCUCUACGAGACAGUCACAUCGUCCAUCGACCACGCCCGGUCAAUAGGUUUUCUCGAGCGGCUUCGUCUUGCGAUUGUGCAGUCACAACUGCUAGAUAAUGCUUUGAUUCUAGGCCCCCAGGCCGCUGCCGAGUCCGUCAUCUCGCCUCCGUCCGAAGAAGCCAGCUUCCACGGUCUCACGGCUUCUGGUGCUGUUGCUGCUGCGCUGCUCGGUGCCGGCGCAGCAGUGCUGGUUCGAUGGUUCAGGCAAGGCGGCAUCACGCCAACCUGGAAGCGCCUCUUCACGUCCAUGUUGGUGCUGGCGGUCUUCCUCGCCCUCGGCAGGACAUAUGUGCGGCGGCAGAUCCUGCGCAACAUCCAGAAGCGAGGCCUCUCUGAGGCGUCCACAUUCUUUUCCUUGUCGCGGGAGUUUGACGCUGCUAACGGAGCCGCCCUCAACUUCAUUAUGGAAGUUGAGCUGGUGGCACGUGGUUACCGUUUGAGCACGCCUAUCCCUCCGAUCAGCCGUCUCGAGAACAAUGGCCAGAAUGUCAAGUGUUUGCAGCUUCGGACUGCAGUGCGAUUGGGCCUCCUGGAAAUCAUCCCCAAGUAUUACCAAACUGCCCUGGCCAUUUGGGGCUUGGCAGAGCAGUUUCAGCUCGCGCAACUCCAGUCGCAAUACCAGUUUACACUGGCCGAUGUGGUGGAGCGAUACCAGCAGCUGGACCUCGAUGUCGAGAUAGGGCAGGACACCGAGAAGCUGCAGUCGCUCAAAGAUGUGGCUUUCUUAUUUCAUGACAUCCGCAAGGUCUUCUUGGGUGGCAUAUUGGCCCUGCAUACAGAUGGCACAGAGACCGAUCGUGUUCGGUACACUGCCAUUUCUGAGGCGUUUGUCGAGCUGAAUAUCGUUACAAAGAAGUCCCUGAGCAGGGUGCGGGAGGUCCUCGCCGGGACUGACAUGCCCGUGGCUACAAGCACACCAAAGAGCCCACGAUCCCCGAGACAUGACCAGUGGCAUCAUCAAGUCAGGCGGUUGAGUUCGAUGACCAUGAACAUUCGAAGCGUGCAGGCGAAGCUUCAUCUUCUUCGCGAGGAGUCCGCACGAUCAUUGGACAAUGCCGACGACAUUAGCGACCUUGGACCAAUGUUCAUGUCACAGUACGAGUCUAUUGGACAAGAUCUGCGCGACUUGAUGGAGGCCUGGCAGACCGGCAAGGCGACCUUGGCUUCUGGAAUCAACAGGAAUGAGAAGCGGCUGUCAUCGAUUGGCUCCGUCCUGGCAUCGCCCUCGAGCACACUAAGUGGACUGACCAUCGCCGAGGAGGGUGACAGUAGCCAGGACGAGAAGGAUGGCGUUGAGGCUGCGCUGAGAAAGCUCAACGGCAACAUGACACCGCCAGAUGUCGAGCCGGAAGUCUUCGAGGCAGUCUCGCUCCCGCGGCCGCGUAGUAUGCUGUCGCGAGAAGAGCGCAUCGUCAAGAUGAAGGAGGACCGAAAGACCAAGGAGGUGGCACGCGCGAAAGCUGAGGCCCACCGUGGUAUGAUGCGAGAGCUGCAGGGAGUCAUCGCAAGGAAACCAGCGGUUUCCCGCAUGUCCUUGUAAUGCUCCAACGAAGAAGGCAUGAUCUUCAUUACGACAAACUCUAAUCAUCUUUGCUUUGUAUCAUUGUCCGGCAUGAUUUGGGGUUCGCAAGCAUUUCAAAGGGCGCAACGGAUAAGACAUAGAAUGAUGGCUGUGCCCAUCUUGGCCGGCAUAUAUCGACAGGUGUUCAUCGGAGUUAUGGGGUGCUCGUGGAGAUUUCCGAGGUUAGCGUCGCGUUUUUUUUUUUCCACAUCAGCAUCAGAAGCCAUGUCCAAGUACAGACAAAGCGGGCAAACCCGUCUCUCGCUAUAUAAUUCAUUUGUCCUUUGCAUAUCUCGACAUUCGCCGUAAAUGGUCCUUGCAUGACAGCCAUGGAGUAGUAACGAGAGUGAAUCCACGCCUCCUCGCCAAGAUCUGUUCCUUCAUCGUUA
This is a messenger RNA of Microdochium trichocladiopsis, 2601 nucleotides long. Its product is annotated as Mysoin-binding motif of peroxisomes-domain-containing protein. The record is from RefSeq and is a predicted model, not a curated record. The transcript is spliced from 4 exons. The coding region runs from base 326 to 2191 and encodes 621 amino acids. NCBI's taxonomy places the organism in Eukaryota, Fungi, Ascomycota, Sordariomycetes, Xylariales, Microdochiaceae. Gene Ontology annotation, molecular function: myosin binding.